CAUUACUCCUUCUGCUCCUCGCCUGCUCACCUCUAUUUCUGGGACACGAUAUAUACCAACUGAGAUAUCCUUUCCCCCGUUUGCCAUUAACCCACUCCAAAUCGGCCCAAGCGUCAUAUUCUGGGGGCUCCGACGCCCCCCGCACUGCGAACGACGUGUGGCCCUUGAGCUCCAUCAUCACUGCAAAAGGCAAGAAAGGUGCACAUAGGCCGGAUACACGCCAUCGCUCAUUCGUAUACUAUUCCGUUCGCUCUUGUGUCCCUCUUUCGCAACGAUGAGGACGGACGAGCAGGGUCCGUUCAAUCGGCGACACUCCUCUACACUACACUACCAAACCUUCGACACGCCACCGCCGAAGUCACGCGGAAGACCAAAUUCUGGACAAUCGGGGUCUUCUGGGGGAGACUCGCACCAUCAACAGAAUGACAAUGGCUCCGAGCGCGGGUCUGGGUCGCCCCUCCCAAAGCGGCAGAUGGCCAUCCUAGCCUUCAUUUCCCUCUGCGAGCAGACGGCCUUCAAUUCGAUCAGUCCUUACCUACCCGAGAUGGUGUCGUCAUUUCCUGAGGCUCGACCGAAUACAGUGGGCAUGUAUGUUGGAGCGCUGGCCACGGCGUUUGCGAUCGCGCAGCUUGUGACCAACUAUUUCUGGGGCUGGCUGUCGGAUCGCGUGGGCCGGAAGCCGAUCAUUCUCCUGGGCACUAUCCUUACGGCAGUCUGCUUCUGCGCGUUCGGAUUCUGCAAGACUCUAUACCAGGCUAUCGCGGUACAGGCGUUAAUGGGCGCGGUCAACGGCAACCAGGGUCUGGUCUCGACCUGUCUCGGGGAGAUCACCGACCGAAGCAACCAAUCCAAGGCGUUUGCCUAUCUUCCCGUCCUCUACGGCAUCGGAGGCGUCACAGGCCCCCUCCUUGGCGGACUGCUGGUCUUCCCCAAGAACCCAUUCGAUAAGAGCCAGCCUAAUCCAUACCCAUACGCCGGCCCCAACCUUCUCUCCGCGGCGAUUCUCGUUGUUGACUUUGUUGUCUCGAUUUUCUUUCUCGACGAGAGCCUCGACGAAGCGGAUGCCCUCCCGAAUUUCGGCCGGCGCGUCCGGGCCCUGUUCGUCUGGCUCUGGGAAUGGACCAGCUCCGCUAAGCGCGCCGGAUGGAUGAAACCGCCGCACCACGCCUCGUACCGCCAUCUCCGGACGCAGUCUAACGACAGUCAGGAUCACGAUAGCGAGUUAGACUCGGCCUCCGAGGUCUCUGAAUCCCCUCGUCCGCCCCCGGAAUCGUUGAUGCAAAGCCAGAUCUGGAACCGCGACACGAUCUUGCUUCUUCUGACGUAUCUCGUUUUCGCCCUGUGCAACGUUUCCUACAACUCGCUCUUCCCCAUCUUCUCACAAGCCUCGCCUCCCUUGGGCCGAGCCCUCACCCCGUCUGAGAUCGGUCUCGCCCAGGGCUUCACCGGGCUCGUCACGAUCAUCUUUCAGAUCUGCAUCUUCGGGAAGCUGCGCGACAAGAUGGGUAAUCGCUGGUCGUACCGCGCCGGACUGCUGGGAUUCGUGGUCUCGUUCCUCCUCAUGCCUUUCAUCGGAUACAAGGGCGACGACUCAGACAAAGGCGGCAUCACCGGCAAGACAGCCCUGCUGGCCAUUGAGUUAUGCUUCGUCUUGCUGGUCAAGACCGUCGCCUCUGUUGGCGGACUGACCAGCGCACUUUUACUGAUCACAAACUCCGCCCCAGACCACACAGUCCUCGGCUCCCUGAACGGCCUCGCCCAGACCCUCUCCGCCGCCGGCCGCGCCGUCGGCCCCCUCAUCUCCGGCAGUUUAUUCAGUCUAGCCUCCCGGCUCCCGAUUAAAGGCGAAGCAAUGCCUUUCGGCGUCUUCUCAGCCGUCUCCUUCGUCGGCUUCAUCCUCAGCUUCGGGAUCCGAGCCCGCUCCCUCGAAGCCGAGGACUGGGAAAGCGAUGACGACGAUGAUGAUGAUGACGAGGAAGACGUCGAUGACAACGACGAGGUCGACGCCGACGGCGCCCGAUCGUAUAAAUCCAACCGCGCAGAUGAGGAAGCUCGCCUCGCUGCUCGAUCCUAGAUAGACACAUAUUUUCUUUCCUCAAUCAAUAUACAUUAGAAAAGCUGAUAACGAAAAAGAACCAAAGAUUGGAGAGAAGAAGACGACGACAACAACCAGGAAACGCAUUCCCAGAAGAGAAGAAACAAGAAACAAGAAAUAAGAAUAAUCCUUGAUUGGAUAACGACCAAGAUACGAGAUCGUUACUAGGUACUAACUACGUCCUACUGGUUCGUUUAAUUUUGGGUGCGUGGUUUACUUUGACUUGGUUCAUUUGAUAGAGAGAGUCUAGCGCUAGCAAGUUAUUUCUUUUAUUUUCGGGCUUUCAGAUUUAUUCUAGUUGGGAUAUGCAGUGCUUUAAAGUUGGAUUGGGUUUGUUCUUACUACUGGUUUCUAGUUUCCGCGACAAGACAAGAGCGGGUUUUUGUUCCCUGUCGGGUUGCAUACAUUAUGUGUUUGGUUUUUGUUGCAUAGCGGUUUUCUUCUUUCCUUUUCCUGUUGAAAUUCAAGUGUGUGUAG
This is a messenger RNA of Aspergillus homomorphus CBS 101889, 2572 nucleotides long. RefSeq names its product MFS transporter. The coding region runs from base 275 to 2074 and encodes 599 amino acids. The transcript is spliced from 2 exons. The record is from RefSeq and is a predicted model, not a curated record. Gene Ontology annotation, biological process: transmembrane transport. Lineage: Eukaryota; Fungi; Ascomycota; Eurotiomycetes; Eurotiales; Aspergillaceae. Gene Ontology annotation, molecular function: transmembrane transporter activity.